Messenger RNA from Rotaria sp. Silwood1, 1068 nucleotides. Lineage: Eukaryota; Metazoa; Rotifera; Eurotatoria; Philodinida; Philodinidae. The record is from the annotation of a GenBank genome assembly.
AUGUUUAGAGUUUGUAGAUGGUCAAAUCCAAAAUCGGUUGGCUCCCAUGUUUUUCGAUGGCGCAAAAAAGUGUGGAGUUUCAGCUUUUGUCUACGAAAUGAUAUUACAUCAUGGUGCAUCGAAAACAAUGCUAAUGAAUUAGCUCUACCUGACUUAUCAUUAAAACGUACCUCAUCUCGAUCAACAACAACAAAAGCCUUGAAUACUAUUAAAUCAAUUAAUGCACAACGUGCAAAAUUGCUUAAAGAGUUUGGCUCUUCAGGAUUAGUUGUAUUAGAUCUAGUAAAAGAUGUUCCUGUUGGGUCUGCAAUAUUUAUCGACAAUUAUUUUGCAUCAACUAAAUUAAUAAAAAAAUUAACUCAACUUGGUUAUAGAAUCACCUGCACGUUACGAUCGAAUCGAACAGAAAAAUGUCCAAUAUCAACAGAAGAACAAUUUGCUCAAAAGAAGAGAGGUUAUUAUGAAUCUUUCAUAUCAGAUGACAAAACAUGCAUUGUAGUCGGAUGGAAAGAUUCAAAAAGAGUAUUAUUAGGUUCUAAUUAUAUAGGUAUAGAACCACAAACAAUAUUAAAACGUUGGGAUAAAGAAAAACAGCGUCGAGUUGAUAUUAUAGCACCUCAAAUUAUUAAUAACUACAACAAAUUCAUGGGAGGGGUCGACAACAUGGACAUGCUAAUAGCUUUACACCCCAUCCCAUUCAAAUCCAAACGUUGGUAUUCCAGAAUUAUAUGGAGAAUUUUAGAUGUAAUGAUUAUUAACUCUUGGAUUAUUAUGAAAUCUCGUCUUCGUGGUGAUGAUAGUUAUAGUUCUGCAAGUCAUGGAAAAUUUAGAUUAUUUCAUUUCAAAUCUGAAAUAGCAAAAUUUUUAUUAACAAAACCAAAUCUUCAAAUAUUACCAACAGCUACUGGUAGUUCAUCAAUAGAUGUUUAUCAAAAUGAUGAAGAAAAUGAACCACCAACAAAAAAGUUACGUGAAGCCAGGUCCAGUGUAACAGAUGUUAUACGAACGAAAACUGUUUUGGAAAAACAUAUUGGCAAUGCUCCAAAUGUAAUGUGCACUUAUGCCUGA